Messenger RNA from Arabis nemorensis, 528 nucleotides. NCBI's taxonomy places the organism in Eukaryota, Viridiplantae, Streptophyta, Magnoliopsida, Brassicales, Brassicaceae. The record is from the annotation of a GenBank genome assembly.
AUGAACUGUAAAGAUUUGAAGGUCUGGCUUCUCUCCUUUUGUUUCAUUUCAGAGUCAAUAAUUUCUCAAUUCAUCAAAUCCAUUCUUCUUCUUCCUCCUCCUCUGAUUCCUUUCCUGAGAAAAACCCUAGCACCCUCCCUCUCUCAUUUUCCCCCAAAUUCCACGAUUAAGGGGGAGAUAAAACUUCAUAGAUUGGUUGAGUGUGAAGGUUGCUCUGUUUCUGAGCCUGAUGGUCUUGGUUACUAUGCUCUUCAAUGGUCCGCUUUGAACAACCGCACCGCCGUUGCGCAUUAUAUUGUCGAGGUCUGGUUUUUUUGUGCUUUAGCUCGUCGAGAUUCCGAUUUUACGUUUUUGCUUGUUGUUGCUCUGGAGGCUAUGUUUACUUCUCCAUUUUCUGAAAUUGAUUCGGGUGGAGAUAUAAACGCGACGGAUCAUACUGGACAGACUGCAUUGCAUUGGAGUGCUGUUCGUGGUGUGAUACAAGUUGCAGAACUCUUGUUAAAGUGUAGAUGCAACCGAUAUCUAUGA